Messenger RNA from Symbiodinium pilosum, 744 nucleotides. NCBI's taxonomy places the organism in Eukaryota, Dinophyceae, Suessiales, Symbiodiniaceae. The record is from the annotation of a GenBank genome assembly.
AUGGGACCCGUUCACAGCGGAGUGCGAGCACGCCGGCUCUUUGGAUUUGGUUCGUUGGUCUUGACAGUUGCACUGGUACUGAGCACGUCGUCGUCUCCGACACGAACAUUUUCCCAGAUAUCCCCCACCAUGGAGGUAGAUCCGGAGUACCCUGGAACUGCGGUGGAGCGUCUUCGGAACAUCCAGGCGCGGGUCAAGAGCCUCACGCCAGACGAUCUGAGCAAAGAUUGGGAGGAGGUGCGGCGAAAGAUUUUAUGGGCCGGGGGCCUGAAGGAUCUUCCACACAGUGUGCCAGGACAAGGUUAUACAGGCCACUCCUUUAAUGAUGACAACCACUGCGAUCUAACGCCCAUGUUGGGAGAGGUCGCGCACAAUCUCCAUCAGGGCGAGAUUCGUGGAAUUGCCAUGGGCAACAAACUAGGCCCUGGCAUUGAAGUCGCCAGUUUGCCCGAGCUGGGACCUGGUGGAUCCUGGAGUACAUGCACCAAUGGUUGCCAUGUGGAGCCGCCACAGGAUGUGGCACACGUGCAGUUCAGGGCCCGAAUUGCCUUCAAGCUGGUGUGGACCCCACCAAGCUUCAGCAGCUUUGUCCUGGUCGAUGACAGCGGUGCGUACCUGAAUCACGGGACUCCGACUGGCGCGCUUCCGGACCUCCGUGCGAGGGCAUCAAACUACAACCUGGUGAAGGGAAGCAAGUAUGCGCGUGAAGCUGAUGCCCUUGCAGACCGGUCUGCUGGCGCCUGA